Messenger RNA from Moneuplotes crassus, 941 nucleotides. The record is from the annotation of a GenBank genome assembly. NCBI's taxonomy places the organism in Eukaryota, Ciliophora, Spirotrichea, Euplotida, Euplotidae.
UUUUUGAAGCCGGGGUUUCAGAAAUCCUUAUUGAAACCAGAUGCAAUUGCCAAGGAAUGUAGCCAUCUUGGAGGGUAAGUCCUUGUAGAUACUAAGGAGGAAAUGCAAAGCUCUAUGUUGUCAAACUUUAAGUUGAUUUAAUGGAAUGUUAACUUAUGGCUAGAUCUAGAAUUGAUUCCUACUAUAUUGCAUUUUUGAAUACUAAUAUUCAUCCUCUCGACCAUCCUUUAUCUUGGGAACUUUUGAUGAGAACUAACCGGCAACCUUGAUAACCUUUCCAAAAGCAGAACAGAAGACUAUAAUUGAUACUUUUGUCAAUGAGUAUCGGAUAAACAAGAUGCUUAGGGUUUGGAAUACUAUCUGUACAAACUUAUCUCUAAAGAAAACCCAAAAUUUUGCUAAAGAGCAUAACCUUUGAAUUGAAAUCUUACUGGAAAGUGCGUCUUUUUAAUGAAGGAUAUUACAGAGUCAAGGGAAAUCUUGAAUUCUAUGUAAAAAGAGGAAGAAAAUUUACUGAAAUCUUAUAUCUUCUUUGAAUGCAGACUCCAAAGCCAGACAUGUAACUUAGGAGAGAAUUUGCAGAGGAAAUUUAUAUUGAGAGGCAAAAUCAAAUAUUUUCAUAAAAUCUUUCAUCAAACUUCAACUGGGAUGUUUCAGAUGAGACUGACAAAGAGAUUGCUGAUUUUAUUCCAACAUUAGGAAGGGCGAGAUAUUUCUAGCAAUCUAUCAUUCUUGCCAGAUUCAAUUUUAAUUCCUUAUGUAUGAUAUUUUCCUAAGUUAAAUUACCACACUAAAUAUGAUGAGAUAUGUUAAGCCCAUCCAAAGAUCCAAAAGAAGAGAAAACUUUAACCAUCUCUAACACCAGAAACGAGAGAGAUUGGGCUGUCUUCUUCAUUUCUUAUGCCCACUAUAACAGAUUAAGAUUACUGUUCAGUGAGUAA